AUGUCUGAUGAUUGUACUUGUCUAUUCGGUCAUGAGCCCGGUGAAAUUUGUAGAGGAAACAGUCCGAUACCUGAGGAAUGUAGUCAUUGGAAAGACGAAAGAAUAAUACCAUGUAAAGUAUGUGGUAAAUUGACCUUUUCAACUCCUGGCGGCUAA
Molecule: messenger RNA, 156 nt
Organism: Entrophospora sp. SA101
Lineage: Eukaryota; Fungi; Glomeromycota; Glomeromycetes; Entrophosporales; Entrophosporaceae
Source: the annotation of a GenBank genome assembly